ACCUUAAAAUGUAGUUGUUGCUGCAUUUAACAGUAAUGGCGCCUUCCUGUAAAACAACGAAGUAGUUGCAGUAUGAGUACCUCGCGAAGAUUUGAAGUACAAAAGAAAAAACUUGCAGUAAGAAGACUUUCACAAGGUGCAAGAGCAAACCUGCCAAGUCCUCAAGGAGAUGGAAGAUUCAAGUUUAAAACUAGGCCUAGCCCUGUUGAAUAUGGAGACAGGAAGAGGAGGUUUCCAUCCAAGUUAGGAGCAACAAUAGCUGAUGGUUCAAGGAAGUGGGUUAGAGAAGACUUGCGGAAUAAACUAUCAACCAAAAGCCAGGGACAGGGAAAGGAAAUUCCACCUCUGCUUCAGGGUAAUGAGAAUCAACUCCCAAUGAAUUUACCUGGAAAGUCUGCAGCCCCUGUGUUUUCCAAACCUCAGGCAUCGAAUUUCCGUAGCCAGCCCCAAGUUGGUAAUCCCUUCAAUCCAUUUGCUGUUGCUCUGCAGACUGGUAAGGCAUCGUCUGGUCCGGUGUUUCCAAAUGCAGCAGAAAGCCUUCCCCUAAAUGUAGAGAAGAAAUCUACCCUUGAAGAUGCUGUAAUUGAGUUUACAGGAAAGGAAGACAAAAUUAAGUUCCCAACUCCUCAGAUGCCCAAAGAAGCUUUGCUUGGAAUAACAAGAAGCAACGAAAAUACAUUUUCAAGGCCACAGAAAGUCACAUUUUCUUCCCCCUUAAAACAGGAGACCACCUUAAAGCUGCCAAUGCAAGCCCUUGUGACUAAACCACUUGCUGUUUCUGCAGCGCCUCUACAGAGCAGUAACCCCUUCGCUGCUGCUCUGCAAGGAUUUCCCAAGACAAACACUGUGGAAUCCAAUAUUUUUCGUCCUAUCUUUCAAAGAGAACCUAAGCUUGAUGGUGAAAAUGCUGGACCUGCAUUGGCGCUGCCUACACAGGCAUUGGCGCUGCCUACACCAGCAUUGGCACUGUCUACAGCACCGCCUAUGCCAUCUAGCAAUUCAUCAGUUUUUUCACGAGAUGCUUCUCUUAUCACGGAAUUAACCUCCCUGAAGUUGAUGGGCGUCCCUAGUCAACUCAACAACAGAGAUUUUCUAAGGAGAUAUUACUCAAAAUUCGGAGAGCUGAAAAGAGUUCAUAGCAAUCCUGCAGCAAUGUCAGCAAUUGUAACCUUCUUAAAGCAUGAUGAUGCUGCUAAUGCGAAGAGAAAUGGCACUAUACUUCAAGCCGGCACAGAACCUCUGAACAUUUUCUGGUGUAAAUCGAAGACUGUGAAGCCGAAAACCCCCACUGAAGCAAAGUCGUCAUCUGAAACAUCCGAUUUGGUUAAGGACAUAAAACCAAUUGAAGUUAAGGCAAACAACACAAGGACGGUGGGAUUGUUGGAACAACGCAAGGAUGCAUUCAUCAAAAUGAUUUCUGAUUUUGUGAGCAGCCUGAAGAUGCAAGCAGCUAGAGAUGCAAACGAAAGAGCAGAAUUGUUAGAAAAGAUCGAUCAGAAAAUCAGAGAAGGAAUGAAAAAAGAAACGGACAUAACAAAAGCAUCGAAAGUUGUUGGAACAUGUCCAGAUAUGUGCCCAGAGAAGGAGAGGUAUUUGAGGGAGCAUCGCCAAAGGCUUGCAAUUUAUGAGAUUAAAACUGGCAUCGAAUCAUCUGAAACUAUGAGUGGCCAAUCUCUUUUGGCUGAUCUUUCGAAAACGAUCAAGGAGUACAGCAGAUCAUCAGCUGAUCAGGAAGAGCCACUUCCUCACGAGUUAAGAGCUGGUCACGUGCUACAGCUUUCAAUGAACUACUUGAUGUUGAAUGUCAUGGAUGCUGGCGAUAAAAACAUCGCUGACUGGUACGAUUUCGUAUGGAAUAGAACUCGAGCAAUUAGAAAGGACAUCACUCAGCAGCAUUUCUGUGAUGAAAGUAGCGUCGAUUUGAUAGAGAAAUGUGCAAGGUUUCAUAUAUUCUGCUCACACUAUUUAUGCGAAGAGGACAUCAAUGUAUUUGAUCCGAAGAUCAACAACGAAAACCUGACCAAGUGUCUCCAAAGCUUAAAACAUAUGUAUGAAGAUCUAUAUACUGAAAAGGGUAUAACCUGUUUAUAUGAAGCAGAAUUUAGAUGCUACCAAAUUCUUCUUAAUCUAAACAAUGGCGACAUUUUAAGAGAGGUUACAGAGUUUCGACCAGAGGUUCGAGAAUCCGAAGAUGUUAAAUUUGCUAUUGAAGUUUUCAAGGCAUUGAACAGCACGAAUUACGUGCGAUUUUUUAAGCUGCUAAACAAAGGGUCAUAUCUGGCAGCUUGUAUCAUGCAAAGAUAUUUCAACCAGAUUCGUUCGAAGGGGCUUUUUAUCAUGAACAAAGCCUAUAGCAACAUCAACAAGCCGGCAUCAAUGCCUUUGAUUGAAAUUGCAAGACUCUUUGCCAUUGAUGAAGAAGACGAGGCCUCCGAAUUUUGUGAACAUUAUGGCUUUCAGCUGGACGAAGGGCUAAUCUUCUUCAGUAAGUCUUCAUAUGAAGAGCCAGAUUCCAGCUUUCCACCUGUGAGAAAUGGAUUCAUUGACAGGAAAAGGAAAUGCUCUUUUGGAGAGAUCGUAAAUGGAAGGCCACUACCGGCAAAUUUAGAUUACUCUCCAACCAACAGUUUUGAUGAAAAUGGCAUUUACAACGGAACCUACCACAAACAUGCAAUCGAAGGGAUUUACAAAAGUAGAGAAAAGACUGAAGAUGUUAGAAAAGAUGUCAACACAGAGGAAGAGGCUAUUAUUGACAGUGUUAUUGAUGACGAAGAUGUGCAAGAAAUAUGUGUUGGUAUUUUAGGCCCACUUGUCAACCAAGAGGUACUAAUGGUUUGUACACAUACUAUGAAUGACGUAAAGGAAGCUGUCAAAACUGCAUGUGAAACCACUGUUGAUGUAAUUAAUACUACAAUUAGGGAGGAACUGAAGACAUUGAUAGAGAAUGGCUUGCGAGAACACCAAUGUGAUACAUUAUCUGCCAGUAUUUAUGAUGACAUAUUUAGAAGUGUUGCAGGGAAACAGAUUAAAGAAAUUGUGGAAGAAGAGCUUUUGAUUCAGAAACGUAAAGCGGAGCAUGAAAAGCGCAUGAAAAUUGUUCACACCGCGACUGAAAUAUCGCAAAACUUUUUAUGGGGAGUUAUAGAGAGAGAUCUAACAGAGAUUGCAGCUGCAGCUAUAAGAUUCGAGCGACAGGAAAGAAUUGAUAAGAUAGUCGCAGAAGAGAGUGCAGAAUACAGUCGAGAAAUUUUUAAUAAUGUUUUAGUGAAAGAAACUGCAAGUGUUUGCCGAGAAAGUUUGUUAUUUGAAGUCAGCCUCAGGAAACAGAAUUUAGAAGCCAUCAAGCAAAAGGUUUUGACCUUAAAAAGCAGAAGAAUUUUUCAAAAGUGGAAACAAAUGAGAGCUACUCGAAAGCGUAUUUGGGAAACGCUGAAUGAUUUUCCAGCUUGUUACCCUUUAAAGAUAUCUUCUGAAGUGAUUCGCUCAUUGACACGAAAUGCGGCUCAUGCGUCAAACCUCCCAAAUUACGUCACACUUGAUAGCGACGUUGAGCUUGCGAUAUCUUCCGUCAGCAAUCUCGCAAGGAAACGAGACAGGCAUAGAGAUGCUGUAAAAAGAUUGCACCAGCAGCUAAUGACUGACAGGAAGGAAUUGACACGGCCUCUUUCUCCUCUACCUGUUCUUGAUUCCAUGUUUAAAUCGUUGAGUGGAUUUCGCAAACAUUUCUUCUUUAAACUCCUUGUGAGCGUGCCAGAUCAUGCAAAGUCUUCGGAGUGCAGUGGACUGAAUGCCGAGAUCUUGAAGGAAAAACUCAGGAUGAGGGAAGAUAAUGGUCCUAGUGCCAAUGAUCAUGGUUCAUGUGUUGAUGAUCUGUGUGAAAUUUCUGAUACAACUCCAAAUGGACCCGUAUCAAUAAGCAUUAAGGCUCUAUCAGCUUCGUUUAGAAAAGAUCACAAGAAAUUGAAAGAAACCAGAGAACUCUCUGGUGUUAAUGGUAUUCUAUUCAUUAUCGAUUUUGCUGAACCUCAGACUUUUGAUAUUCAUCAUGCAAGAUUGCAAGAUGUUGUAUCACUCACUGCAGCCGUGCCACCAUACCCACUCCUGUUAAUCGGGGUAAAUUGCCCUUCCACCUGUCACAAAGACGAAAUCAUUGCUCGGUUGAAACUGACAGGGUUGAAGAAUGAUGGGCACAUAUCGGAGUUUCGAAUUUUGCUUCUUGAUCCUGAUGUCGAUGGGACCAAACUGAAUAAAGAAUUAACUGAUCAUUUGGUAAAUCUGGUUUCAAAAAUUCCUGAUUUUCCUAAAGUGCAGACGACUACACUCCGGAAUCUUAUUGAAAAUGCCACGCAGUGCUACUUUUAUGAGAACAUUUAUGAAGACAGAAGCAGACGGAUCAAUGCUGAAAUGCCUCCGAUUGAUGCUAGGCCUGUGGCUGAUCUUUACAACAGUAUUCUUGAUCAUGUACAAACCAUUUGUACCUCUGAAGAACUGAUGAAACUUUGUUGGCCAUCAAAGGAAAUGAUUGCCUGGGGAUUGAAGGAUGCCCCAGAUUUGCACUGGAAUGAUGAACAUAGCUUCACUCAAAUAAGAUGUUUCUUGGAUGGCUUAAAACUUCCAAGACUCGACCACAGUGUUGACGCUGAUGGCGAUUGGCAUGAACAGCAGCAACUUUGCUUGAAGUACCUUUAUGAAAUUCUGAAACCAGGAAAGCUGGAUAUACACCCGUCUGAGCUCAUUAGCAGAGUGGAAGGCGUAAUUAACAAAUACCUCCACAAAUGGAAAUAUCGCGCUUAUACAACUGAUUUUCCAUGGCCUUUAGUACUGGAAGAAUGUGUCAGUGUCAUCUUGGGCUCCAUUCAUAAACAUCAGUCCAAUUCUGACGCCGCAAGGAAAGUGUGCUUCUUCAAAUCCGAGUUUCUCAGAUUCAAGCUACCAGCUUCGUGGAAAGAUAACAUCAUUCGUCUAAGUAGAGACUCGCUUUCAGAAAGUUCAGCAUCAGAAUAUGGUCAAGGAUCACAAAUCGCCAAGACAUCUUCAAGAAACGGGUCUAUACAAAGAUCGAUAGCCGAAGUCGAAAACAGUCUUUCUAUAAUUGAGCAGUCAAUGACAUUAUCAAGCAACACCCUUAAUUUGUCUGGCUCGCAUUCGCCAUUAGAUGAAUUGUUACGUAAGCAGAAACUAUUAGAUCAAUCAUUGUCAGCCGAGAGACAUGCCUUGUCAAGAUUUUCAGAAACAUACAAGAACGAAUUAGCCAGUCUAUCACUAAGCCCCACAGCAGCUGUAUGUGGCACCAAAAGAAAGUGGGGCGCAGAUUAUACCGGAAAAGACACAAAGGAUGUCGACAUUUCUAAUCAGUCAGAAAUCGACGAUAUAUGUGACAAAACAAAAAGACCAAAAAAAUUGCUUGAGGCAAAGAUAGAUGACCUUUUAUCGGAGAUUCAGUCGAUGAGGUCAAGAUUCAAACUUGAUGAACAAAGAUAUCGUGACGUAAUAGGCACAUAGAUCACGCGAAUUCAUACACCGCAAUGAGUUAUGGUAUUGAAAGAAAUGUCAUGUCACGUGAUUUCGACUUUCGCGUCAGUGAACAGAACUCCAAGAAGCGUCAAAAUCCAAGAAACGAGUGGGGAUUUAGUAUUUUGUAAUAGCCAAUAGUCAUUUUGUAAUACUUUAUGUAAAAGUGAUUGUUAAAGUUAGAAAAAACUGUUAUGUUAUUUUCCACAAGAAGUGUUUUGUAUUAAG
Molecule: messenger RNA, 5739 nt
Organism: Rhopilema esculentum
Lineage: Eukaryota; Metazoa; Cnidaria; Scyphozoa; Rhizostomeae; Rhizostomatidae
Product: germinal-center associated nuclear protein
Biological process (GO): mRNA export from nucleus
Cellular component (GO): cytoplasm; nucleus; transcription export complex 2
Molecular function (GO): nucleic acid binding
Source: RefSeq, a predicted model, not a curated record